Molecule: messenger RNA, 1399 nt
Organism: Haliotis rufescens (red abalone)
Lineage: Eukaryota; Metazoa; Mollusca; Gastropoda; Lepetellida; Haliotidae
Product: ubiquinone biosynthesis protein COQ4 homolog, mitochondrial-like
Exons: 6
Coding region: 1-918 (305 amino acids)
Biological process (GO): ubiquinone biosynthetic process
Cellular component (GO): mitochondrion; mitochondrial inner membrane
Source: RefSeq, a predicted model, not a curated record
AUGGCGUCUUGUUGGCGAUUUCGACCACUUGUCAAUUUGACAUAUUCCAAAUAUAUGUGUCAGAGGCGAAUGCAAAAGAAUAUUUUCUGUCAGCAAUCACAAGUCAUAAUACGACGUUUAAAAGCAACAUAUUCUACUGAAAACUUGGAUGAGGACAGGCAAACAGACGAUAGUUAUGAAGACAAGGGGAGACAACUUCACUAUGAUGACCUCUACCCUGGUCAUAUCCCAACUUCACUCUUUCAGAAAGCUGUACUUGCAGUGGGUUCUGCAGCUAUGUGCAUCAUCAAUCCUGCCAGAGAUGACAUGAUAUGUGCUUUGGGUGAGACAACAGGCCCCAUAGCUCUGCGCUACAUGAGACAGAAGAUGCUGGCUGACCCUGUUGGUAGGCAGAUUCUGGAAGAAGAACCCCUGAUAACAACAGAGACAAUUUCAGUGCCCUACUUAAAGAGUCUCCCAGACAAUACAUUUGGAAAGGCCUAUUGGAGAUUCCUAGAUAAAAAUGGGUUCUCUCCUGAUGCACGGCGACCUGUCAACUUCGUGGAUGACCGCGACCUGAUGUAUGUGAUGUUGCGGUAUCGACAGCUGCAUGACCUGAUGCACACGCUGCUGGGGAUGCCCCCCAACAUGCUAGGGGAGGUUGUGGUCAAGUGGUUUGAGGCCAUCCAGACCGGACUACCGAUGUGUGCUGUUGGGGCCCUGGUGGGACCUGUCCGGCUUGGGCCAAAACAUCGACAAAAGUACCUGAGCAUUUACCUGCCCUGGGUGUUAAGGAGUGCCAACAAUUCCAAGUUCCUGAUGUCUGUGUAUUUUGAAAAACACUUUGAAAAAGAUUUGGAUGAAUUUCGAAAGGAGCUGAAUUUAGAGCCUGCACCUGUUCCCUUGAUAAAGACUGGGGCAGGCACUGUCACUAAGUGAUAAAACAGUCAACUCUUCCUAUGUGAUAGAAUACUGGAGACUAUUGACAUGCAUUCAUUGUUGUGGCAUGCCAGGCCACAACUUGUUCUCCAACCAGCCGAACAUUUGAAGAAUUUCAAUUAAUGGAUAAGUCUGAACAUUAGGUGAUUUCCUAUUUACAGCAGAACACUGUAUAUGAUACGCCAAGCAUGCAUGAUGCAUUAUGCCUCAUAGCUUUUCUUUUCCUUUUACUUUGUUAUUUCUUAGAAUCCCACUAUCAUUUAUGGAAGUUGUACCAAGGGUAGGACUGCAUAAAACUCAAAACAUGCACAUAUAAUUUGUUAUUGACGCAUUCACCCUCCUUAAAGUAUUGAGGUAUAGGGGGCACGGGUGGCCCAGUCGUCUAGGGCAUCGCGAUUCGCUGUGCAGAGUUGCGUCCCUUUGGCACGCCAGAAACCUAUGAUUGUGUGUUCGAAUCCCGGUUCGCCCCGAUUAUGUUUCU